CCCACACACACCCUCUCAUCUUCCAACCUUUUCAAAGUCUCCCACCAGCGCUGCCUCCUUUACAAUCCUUCCCUUCCUGUCUUUUCCCUCUUCCCCCCCCCUCAAUAAGGCCAUACACAUUGGUAUUUAUUGGUAAGAUAUUUGCAAGUGAGCGAGCCGCCCCUUGAGGACAAGUUUGAAAACACAAUGAAUUCGACGCUACUGUCGGCUCCCCCGGAGACUUACUGGGGCCAGUUUGAAGAAAUUUCCAAAUACAAUACUCACUUGAAUGUACUCGAGAGGUUGUGGACAGCAUGGUAUGCUUGGAUGCAAAACGACGUCCUUGCGACUGGCAUUAUGUCUUUCGUUAUGCACGAAAUUGUCUAUUUCGGACGCUCCCUACCUUGGAUCUUAAUAGACAGCUUGGGCCUACUCAAGGGUUAUAAAAUCCAAAGUAAUAAAAUUCCUUCAUUGCGUGAGCAAUGGGAUUGCGCAAAAUUUGUACUACUGAGUCAUUUUACAGUUGAACUACCUCAAAUCUGGCUAUUCCAUCCUAUGGCUCAAUUCUUUGGCCUUUCAACAUCGGUUCCUUUCCCCACCUUUUGGACAAUGGCCUACCAAAUUGCAAUCUUCUUUGUGCUUGAGGAUACAUGGCACUACUUCUCGCACCGAGCACUUCAUUGGGGUCCCCUUUACAAGGCUAUUCACAAGAUCCACCACCAGUAUUCGGCCCCCUUUGGCAUGGCAGCUGAAUAUGCUUCUCCGAUCGAAGUUAUGAUUCUCGGUUUCGGUACUGUUGGCUGCCCGAUCCUCUGGUGUGCAGUAACCGGUGACCUCCACAUUUUCACCAUGUACGUUUGGAUUGUACUGCGGCUGUUCCAAGCUAUCGACGCUCACAGCGGCUACGAGUUCCCUUGGAGUCUCCAUCAUUUCCUGCCAUUCUGGGCGGGCGCUGACCACCAUGAUCUUCACCACGAGAAAUUCGUCGGUAACUAUUCUAGCAGCUUCAGAUGGUGGGAUUAUGUUCUGGAUACCGAGUACAGCCCAGAAGCCAUUAAACGACGGAGGGAGAACAAGGCUGCAGGAGAUGCCAGGAAGGACCAGUAGUAGUGUUUUGGCAACCAGCAGUCGUCUCAUCGAUCUUGUUCUUUGUUAUUUUUAUUUUCAUCCUUCCCCCCCCCCCCUCUUUGCCCCCUUCUCGUCGUCCCUUUCUUUCAACUCAUCGAUGGGUUAUCUCGAAACUUGAUAUCGAGUAUGGAUAAACCUUGUUUAUACAUUUUCAAACCACCUACCUGAUACAAAGCAGGCUUUCAAUCCUGUUGGGGGGAAAGGUGGAGGUAUCUAUUAUGUUAUCAUUGAAUUAUGGCUAUACUGUGGUCCAUGUAUUAAUUGAAGUAACAACAUUAGCUAAUCUAUAGAAUAUUGAUAUACAUCGCA
Molecule: messenger RNA, 1416 nt
Organism: Aspergillus pseudonomiae
Lineage: Eukaryota; Fungi; Ascomycota; Eurotiomycetes; Eurotiales; Aspergillaceae
Product: sterol desaturase family protein
Exons: 4
Coding region: 187-1086 (299 amino acids)
Biological process (GO): ergosterol biosynthetic process
Molecular function (GO): C-4 methylsterol oxidase activity; iron ion binding
Source: RefSeq, a predicted model, not a curated record